This is a messenger RNA of Thunnus maccoyii (southern bluefin tuna), 1650 nucleotides long. RefSeq names its product mitochondrial translational initiation factor 3 (gene mtif3). The transcript has 4 exons. NCBI's taxonomy places the organism in Eukaryota, Metazoa, Chordata, Actinopteri, Scombriformes, Scombridae. Gene Ontology annotation, cellular component: mitochondrion. Bases 92 to 955 code for a protein of 287 amino acids. Gene Ontology annotation, biological process: ribosome disassembly; mitochondrial translational initiation. Gene Ontology annotation, molecular function: ribosome binding; translation initiation factor activity. The record is from RefSeq and is a predicted model, not a curated record.
AAGAAAACAAAAAUAAAUGAAGAAGAACAUUGCGGAAGACGCGAACAGUCAGCCUACAGAGAGCAUGAAUGUAUGACAUUGAUCUAAAACUAUGUAUGCAGGUUGCGUGAGGUGGAUGCUAAGCCACACGGUGAGAGCUGCGUGUGGAGGCAGUCCUGGCUACAGGAUACCAGCAUCAAGGUUCCUCAUAUGCACUGAAAGAUCUAAUGCUGCCGCCGCCACCACCUGGAGAUGGUCUCCGUUCUCCACAGCGAUAGACGACGCAGAACAGACUCCUGCACCGAAGAAAAAAAAGCAGGAUCCCCGGGCACAUGUCACGAUCACCAGCGUCGGCCGCAAGAUCCCGCAGCGUGAGAUACAGGUGAUCAGUGAGACAGGCGAGAACAUGGGCACCAUGCACCGUGCACAUGUGCUCAAAAUCAUGGAUGAGAAAGGUCUUAAAUUGGUGGUGCUCAGUGAACAUAAAGACCCUCCCGUGUACCGUCUGAUGAGCGGCAAACAGAUCCACGAGGAACAGCUGAGGCUGAGAGAGAAACAGAAAGCUAAAGCAGCCCCCGUGCAGGUGAAAGAAGUCACCCUUACAUCUGGCAUCGGCACUCACGACCUCACAACCAAACUGAAACAAGUGGAGAGCUGGCUGGAGAAGAAGCACCACGUUCGGAUCACUCUGCGGUCGGGACGCAUGCAUCCCGCAGACAACCUGGACACAAAUCUGGAGCAGAUAGUGCAACAAAUGGAGGUAAUGGUGGGAUUUGUUUCCAAGCCAAAAGUCAUACGUGAUGGUCAAGCAGCCAUGUGUGUCAUCCGACCACCUUCAGCCAAGGAACUGUCGCAAAUGAAGAAAAAUAAGACUUCACCGUCGCAGUCUGCCAACUCCAGUUCACAGGCCGCUCAGCCCAAAACACCAUCGCCUGUUAGCAACACGGACACAACAGAAGGGUCUACGCAGCAGUGAAGCCACAAAAGCAAGCUGACAUCUGUUCCUAAAUGUCACGUUUUGGUGUAAAAUCCUUAAUCAGGAUUUUCUCGUAGUGUGAAAAUAUUUAAGGGCAUGUUUGACAUAUAAAGUUUGGUGUGACUUGAAGACUAAGCUUCACUCCUCUGAAACAGUCACCAUAGGCCAUGUUCUUCAAAGGAGGCGGAGGAACUUUCUUUGGUACGAGUUAGUUCUCAUAUUACAGCAUACUAGCCAACAUUAAGGCUAAAUAACUGGCUGGCUAGUUGCCGUAGGACUUUAGGUAACAACAGACCAAAAUUUGAUUUGUGCAAGCCGUGAUUCAGAGGAAACCAUUCCAGUGACCCUUCAUGCCCUCUCGACAGAGACAUCAUCAUCCUGUAAGAAACCACUCCUGUCAGAAGACGUUUUUACUCAUAUUGUAGGAUAAAGUCGCUCAGACCUUUUCUUCUUGCCAUCUUGAUCCAGAAUUGAAGUCAUCUUAUCAGUGUUAUACAUGUUAGGAUGUUGAUUAUUCAAUUCUGUCAUGCUGUACACCUGUAUGGAAGCAUCAAAAAUGAAUUUUUGUACAGACAUUCAUGUUCCCCAGAGGAGGAAGCCUAAUGACUUUCCUCUAAUGACACUAGCGGGUUGACUUUUGUGUUUUUUAGUGAAACUUCUUGGAUGGAUUGUCAUAAAAAUUUGGUACAGACAUU